This is a messenger RNA of Plasmodium inui San Antonio 1, 2373 nucleotides long. RefSeq lists its product as hypothetical. Bases 1 to 2373 code for a protein of 790 amino acids. Lineage: Eukaryota; Apicomplexa; Aconoidasida; Haemosporida; Plasmodiidae. The record is from RefSeq and is a predicted model, not a curated record. Gene Ontology annotation, biological process: protein monoubiquitination; DNA damage tolerance. The transcript has a single exon. Gene Ontology annotation, molecular function: zinc ion binding; ubiquitin protein ligase activity; single-stranded DNA binding.
AUGAUAGGCACCUUCAUCUACUGGAAUUUUCGGGGGAACAAAGGGAACGCGAACAUUUUAAGGAUCUCCCUCCCCUGCAGUUACAACACGAUAAAGAAGAAGAUCCUGGAGGCGGCCAACUUGAAUCUACAAAGCAGCCUGGACAUUCUCCUUUACCACAACAACAGAGUGCUGAGCGAAUAUGAAAGCAUACAAAAUGAAAUGCUGGUGGAAAUCCAGCGGAGCAAUAUAGAUGUGGUUAAAGAGUUGCUGCAAAGAAGUAAUCAUGCCUAUUUGGAAAGGAACAAAAGUGUGCAAGACAAUAGAAGUGGAGUUAUGCCCCUCUCCGGUGAGAGACAAAGUGAAGUGCAAGAUAAUAAGGCAAAUGGAACUACUACGGUUGGGAGCGCAUAUGAUAGUGGCGGACUAGCGAGCAACCAACGAGGUAUAGGGACGCACGAGGGGAAGCCAAAUAGCCUGGAGCUAAACAGAGCACCCAAGAUGAGCCGAAGGGCGAAUUACCCAUAUAGCAGUAAACAGCCAUGGAACGUCUACAACAGAAAUGCUAUAAGUACGAAAGAAAAUAAUGAGGAUGAUGAGGACAUGAAGAUCCAGCAAGUGAUGGAAGAAAAUAACCCCUACCAUCAACGUCCAGACUUUGCCAAAUCUAGAAUGUCAAAUUAUUAUAAAAAGGAUAGAAAUAAUGUUUCCCAGUUUUAUGGGAACAAUAAAUUUAAGAGUGUAGCAUCUCCUGCUGCUGCGUCUGCAUCUGCCUUUGCCUCUGUUUCUGCUUCCGCUUCCUCCAUCUCGAAGAAUUUAAGUGCCUACAAUUCGGAGUCCUCCGCUUCCAGAGGAGAUCACCACUUCCAAAACGGAGUGGCAGGGACAUGUAGUAAGUACUACAAAAUGAGGGGGGCCUCACAAAAUAGUCUCUAUGGCAAUGCAAAUAGUCAUAGCACUUACACAAACUGGAGAAGUCAACAGAAGGGACAGACUUUCUAUAACAAUGGGAGCAACCAAGAGACAAGCACAAAGUAUGUUUCGCCCGACUACAUAUGUCACAUGUGCGGGAAGAAGGGGCACAGCAUUAGGAAUUGCACCAUGAGCUCUUUUAACAAUAAUAAGAAGAUAAAGGUACCCACAGGAAUCCCGACGAACUUUCUUACGAAAAUUAAAGCAGAGGAUAUUAAUAAGUAUGACCAGAUUUAUAUUCUGAAGGAUGGAAGCUAUGGGGUGAUGAAAGACGUUGAAGAUGUCAGUGGCAGUGCAUACCUAUAUCGCAGUGUUGAUGAUAAGAUUAAUAUUUACCUGGGCGUGAACAAUAACGAUACUAGGAAUGCUGACAUGGAUAGUGAUCGGGGUAGAGAUGGCAGGGGGAACCUAAGUGAUAACCUUCUUAGUGGGAACCUUAGCAGUAGUCUUCAUCCCACGAAUAGCAGUUACCCAAGCCAGGAGGAAGACAAGAUCUCUAAUCUGUACAAAUGCCUCUUAUGUAAAAAAUUGUACUCUUCCCCGACAACUCUACCUUGCUGUGGAGAGACCUACUGCAAAGGCUGCCUCUACAGGUAUAACAGAAAAAGGAAAAAUAAUUACUCUUCUCCUCAGUUCUCCUCAUCCGGGUACCAACACAACGGGGGGGGGGAUGGUAGAUCCCAAAUGAUGAAAUGUCCAAACUGUCAGAAGCUUAUAAAUUCAGAUGCCUUAAUUAUUAACGCGAACAUUAAAAAUAUAAUUGAUACGAUUAUUAAAAGUCAAAAGGUUGGCAAUGGGAAUAAAGACGAGGAAGAGGUCGGGGGGGGGAAGGGGAGGAGGGGAGAGGACGAUAACCAUGCGUACUACCAAACCAAUGGUGGUGCUUCGAUCGGCCUAGACAAACAGAACAAAUGGGAAAGCAUCACAGUAAAUGGCGGAGUAACGUUACCCGUCAGUGCCGCCGCCUCAAACGGGGAAGCCAACAUUACGUCCACGAUAGGCACGUCUUACUUCUCAAGCGAUAACAACCGAAGCCAUAAUGACAAAGCAACCAACGGAGUUACCAACAACAGUGAAUCCUCUUCGUCCAUUUCUGCCCCCAAUGGGAAAUUAUAUCAAAGGAAAGCACUACUCCCCAAUGGGAGCUUCCCACCAGGUAGUGACCUUCCCAGCAAUAACAGCAGAACAACGGAGGAGCAAAAUUCAGUUAACAGUAGCAGCGUCUGCAACGAGAAUGAAGAUCAAUUUCAAGACAACGGUUUCAACCCGCUAAUAAAUUUACCUAUCAAUCUGCAAGAGAUAAAACGCCAACACGAUUUUGCUGCAGCGUAUAUAGCCAGAUAUAGAAUGAGGCGAAAACCGAAGCGGAAACGAACUAUCGACCUCGGAAUGCUUCUCACGAGUAAGAGCAGGGUGAGUUAG